Molecule: messenger RNA, 863 nt
Organism: Hydra vulgaris (swiftwater hydra)
Lineage: Eukaryota; Metazoa; Cnidaria; Hydrozoa; Anthoathecata; Hydridae
Molecular function (GO): calcium ion binding
Source: RefSeq, a predicted model, not a curated record
ACUAUUUAAAUAUUGACUUUGUUAAGAUUAAAAAAGGUUUAAAAUGCAUUAUGGGUCAAGUUUUUCAAAUUACGUUAGAGCUUUUAAGAUAAUUAAUUUUAAAUAAAAAAUGUAUCAAGCUGGAAAGACCUAUUUUGAUUCCAAUGCACCUGUUAUUGUUUUAAAAAGUUUAUUUUCGAAGUAUGAUGCUGAUAAAAGUGGUCAGUUAAACAGAGACGAACUGAAAGUGUUUUUUAUGGAAGAUUUAGGAUUUACUAAAGAACAAUGUGACGUAUAUUCAUUACUUCUUGAUAAAGAUGGAAAUGGCCAAGUUUCUUUCGACGAAUUUGUUAUUUGGUUAAAAAGUGGCGAGAAUUUUUCAAAUGUGAGCAGUAAAUCCCGAUUUCAUAAAUUAAAGCAAGCUGUAGACAUGUUCAAUGAGUUUGAUGUUGAUCGUAGUCAAUCACUCGACCGAGCUGAGUUUAAACGAUUAUUCAAAUCUUUAAAUGGUAAUCCUUUAAAAUUAGAUGCGGCGUUAUCAGAACUUGACAAAGAUGGAAACAACCUAAUUUCAUUUCAAGAGUUUUUGAGAUGGUUAAAUUGGGUUCCACUGGAUAAUUUUUAAAUACUUUUUAAAUAUUUAAAAAAAAAAAUCAAUAGGAAACAACAUUUCAAGUAAAAAUAAGGUUGGUUAAACUAAAAUAAAUAAAAGUUAUAAAAAUUUGUAUGGUUAUACUAUGGUAUGGUAAUACUCUUUUAUUUUUAAAGAAUAUUUUUUUUAUAAAUAUGGAUUUUAGUUUUAUACAAUAUGGAUUUUAUACAAUAUGACUUCUUAAGUUUAUUACAAUAUGUAUUUUUAAAUAAUAAGUAUAUGUUUUGUUUUA